Puntigrus tetrazona (Sumatra barb) is the source of this 2052-nucleotide messenger RNA. RefSeq names its product chloride intracellular channel 5a (gene clic5a). The record is from RefSeq and is a predicted model, not a curated record. Bases 579 to 1319 code for a protein of 246 amino acids. NCBI's taxonomy places the organism in Eukaryota, Metazoa, Chordata, Actinopteri, Cypriniformes, Cyprinidae. The transcript has 6 exons.
ACGGAUCUGAGGUCAGUAAUCAUGUGUAAAUGAGUGUUCAGGGAGGCCACGGCUCUAUAUUUAGAGAGAACUUACUGGAAUGGUUUACCCAUAGCCCUCCCGAACUGACUAUGAAGCCCGAGCGGCAGGAGCUGGGGCCCGAGAGAGAGAGUGACCCAAUUAAACGUGUUACUUACUGUACACUAAAAAUCACUCCAACUCCAGCCGGUUGUUGGGUCGCUUUGGCCUUGUCGUGCCACCACUAAACCCAGUUAGGGAUUCUCGCACCAGCGCCCGGCGUUUCGUGACUCGGGUUCUGACCGGAAGGGGCGAAAUCCGAUUCAUCAUAUUUCUAUGGAGGACCCUAGGGACUCUCGAGCGGGUGUAGGUGACACCGAGCUCCUCCCCGGCGCUCCUGCGCCGCGUGGAGGCUAUUUUUGGCCCUCCUGUGACAGUCAGAGCGGCUCUCACUGACAGCUGACCGCAGGGGCCAAAUCAAAACAAGCACCGCACCUCCGCCGAACCUGUUACGAGCGCAGAGACCUCGCGUACACUCGCAAUUCUCCACCGGCCUCUGAAUUGGAGCGAGCUUCAGCGAUAUGACCUCGAAUGAGGAGGACAAGGAUCCUGACAUCGAGCUUUUCGUGAAGGCUGGCAGUGAUGGAGAAAGUAUUGGAAACUGUCCUUUCUCUCAAAGGCUUUUUAUGAUCCUGUGGCUGAAGGGAGUCGUGUUCAACGUCACCACUGUUGACCUGAAAAGGAAACCAGCAGAUCUUCAUAAUCUCGCUCCCGGUACUCCUCCGCCAUUCCUUACCUUCAAUGGCGAGGUGCGGACGGACGUCAACAAAAUCGAGGAGUUCUUGGAAGAGAUGCUAGCGCCUCCCAAGUUCCCGAAACUGGCUGCGAAGAACAAGGAGUCCAACACGGCGGGAAAUGACAUCUUCGCAAAGUUCUCAGCCUACAUCAAGAACACAAAUCCAGGAGCCAACGCAAGUCUGGAGAAGGGGCUACUGAAAGCUCUGAAGAAACUGGACAACUUCCUGAACUCCCCUCUGCCGGACGAGAUUGAUGCCGAUAGCACAGGGGAGGAGAAGUGCUCCGACCGCAAGUACUUGGACGGCAAUGAAUUAACGCUCGCAGACUGCAACCUCCUCCCCAAACUGCACGUCGUGAAGGUGGUUUCUAAGAAGUACCGUCACUUUGAGAUCCCGUCGGACCUGAGUGGAGUCUGGAGGUACCUGCAGAACGCCUACGCCCGGGAUGAAUUCACCAACACCUGCGCAGCCGACAGCGAGAUUGAACUGGCCUAUCAGGACGUGGCCAAGAGGCUCGGCAAAUGAACACGCGCUAAUGCGAAACUGCUAAAGCGGUGACCUUUCUCUCGGUGUCAAUGUCUCGUUUUCCUUCAGCGGUUAUUGAGCAGAAUUUGCCUUCAGGACAUUGACCCGGUCCUGCAAUAGCCUGUCGUGCUUGUGUGUGCUUCCCAUGCUAUUGCCAUUACGUUUACUGUCCGCAUAAAGUGACAUAAACUCCUCUAUUAGUGUCGCUAUGUAUGACGGCCUAGAAAAAAACACUGUGCCACUGUUUCUCUGCAGCUUUUCAGGGUUGGAUGACGAUUCUCCUCCGUUAAAGUCCAGUUCUCCCAGCAUAAACCUUUCAAAUUUAAUGUUGUGUACAUUGUUAGCUUGUGAGACGGUGGUAUUAUGUUGCGCUUUACCUAAGAGUAGGGUUUUUAACCCUGGUGUUUAUAAUGGUUAAUGUGCGUAAACCUCCACAGGAGAGAAACAAUUAAUGAAAUGGCUUUAGAAUUGGCUUGAGAACAAUUCUAUUUAAGCGCACAGCCCCACCUAGUGGAUAAAUUAAUAAGAUGAACUAUUUGAAUUAGCCUCGUUCUGGAGCUGAUAAUACUGGCGCGAAAUCAACACAUAUAUUUUAAAAUAAUGAUCGUUUCUAAGCCAUCACAAAAAACUAGCACGUGUUUAGGUCUCAGGUAUCUCUAGCCCUGUCUGGAGUUUUCAGAUAUUUGAAAUGAAUAAUAUUGUGUCUUAUUAAUAAAAUAUAUUUUUUCAUAAA